Messenger RNA from Tachysurus fulvidraco (yellow catfish), 4047 nucleotides. RefSeq names its product phosphatidylinositol glycan anchor biosynthesis, class O (gene pigo). Gene Ontology annotation, molecular function: mannose-ethanolamine phosphotransferase activity. The record is from RefSeq and is a predicted model, not a curated record. The transcript is spliced from 11 exons. Gene Ontology annotation, cellular component: endoplasmic reticulum membrane. Bases 229 to 3450 code for a protein of 1073 amino acids. Gene Ontology annotation, biological process: GPI anchor biosynthetic process. NCBI's taxonomy places the organism in Eukaryota, Metazoa, Chordata, Actinopteri, Siluriformes, Bagridae.
AAGUAAACAUACUGUAUCUGUGUACCGGCGCUUAAAAGACUCUCAAUGUCGUUGAUCAGUGAAACUCAUCUGAACGAAACAAUAAAAAUGGGUUUCUGACCAGAGCGCCACAGAAGGUUAUUUCUGUAUUACACUGGAUAUUUUUUAUUUAUUUAUUUAUUUAUUUUAGCGUGGAUGCUGUGAGUGAUUUUCCCUUGAAGAAAAAAAGACACCAGGGGAUUUGCAAGAAUGAAGAAACUGCCGGUCCUCGCUCUGCUCCUGUGGAUCUGUUGUGUGUUUUAUGUUGGUAUUUUCCUCUUUGUUGGCGGUUUCCUCUUGGUUCGUCUGGAGGUCAACAGGACGAGCAGCUGCGAGGACGUUUUGCCUCCUUCCUCUAAUUCUACCUCGCCGGACUUCUGCCACAAGCUUCCUCGCGUGCGCAGGGUCGUCAUCCUCGUGGUUGAUGCUCUGAAAGCAGAUUUUGCUCGCUACGACCCUGGAAACGUUUCCCCCAGACCGUUUGAGAACAAGCUGCCUGUGCUGGGUGAGAUGGCGUCUUCUCAGCCGUCACACACCAGGCUGUACACGUUCAGAGCAGAUCCUCCCACCACAACCAUGCAGAGGAUAAAAGGAUUCACCACCGGAUCCCUGCCCACCUUCAUAGACGUGGGGAACAACUUCGCCUCCAGCGCCGUGCUGGAAGAUAACCUGAUUGACCAGCUUGGUCAGGCAGGGAAGCGAGUCGUCUUCAUGGGAGACGACACCUGGGUCAGUUUGUUCCCCAGAAAGUUCCACCGCUCGCUGCCUUUCCCGUCCUUCAACGUCAAGGAUCUGCACACUGUGGACAACGGAAUCCUCCAGAACAUCUUUCCCACCAUGGAUGGAGAUGACUGGGACGUGCUGAUCGCUCACUUCCUGGGGGUGGAUCACUGCGGCCACCGUUUCGGCCCCGACCACCCUGCCAUGGCGGAGAAGCUCACUCAGAUGGACGGAGUGAUCAGGUCAGUGAUAAAGCGUCUGCAGGACGACACUCUGUUAGUGGUGAUGGGAGAUCACGGGAUGACGGACACCGGAGAUCACGGAGGAGAAAGUCAAAAGGAAACGGACGCUGCUCUGUUUCUCUACAGUGGCUCACCUCUGUUCCCAGAUCGUGACACACAGCAGGUGGAGCCAGAGGUGGUGCCUCAGACCGAUUUAGUGCCUACUCUGGCCUUGCUGCUGGGAAUUCCCAUCCCUUACAGCAGCGUGGGUCAGGUGAUGCUCCCGCUUUUCCCGAGCUCACUAGAUGCACCUGUGGGUCUCAGCCAGGGUGAGGCGCUGUGGAUCAACGUCAAACAGGUUCAUCGGUUUUUGGAGACCUACUCCAGCAUGGCCAAAGACAUUCCAGAGUACAGUUUGUCUCAACUGCGGACUCGCUUCUCCCAGAUCUCAGAUCAGUACAUGAGCUCGAUACAUGAUGGAACUCCUGCUCCUCCUCAACUAGUGGCCUCCAUGCAAGAAUACCUAAGCUCCGUUAGAGAGACCUGUCGUGCCUCGUGGGCACGCUUCAACCCUCUGAAGAUGGCAGCGGGCCUUCUUGUGUUGGGUUUUGGGUGCAUCUUGUGCUACAUUAUUUCAGAGCUAUCUGUUGUGGUCCUUCAAGGUGCUAUGUUGAAGACUCCGGUGCUUGCUGGGCUGUUGGUUGGGGGAGUGGUAGCUGUGGGUCAAAUCUUCUUUCUGGGAUUUGCAGAAGUUUCGUGGUGUUUAGGAGCUGCUGUGUUGUGUUCUGAGGCUUUAUUCCUGUGGCUAGCUAGGAGGACCAGUCCUCGUGGGCGAUUGUCUCAUUGGCGCCUUUUAACUCCGCCCCUGCUCGUGCUUCUUCUGCGCUGUGCAUCCUUGCUUUCAGACAGCUAUGUAAUCUCUGAGGGGCGUGUGGUCACGUUCUUACUGUUCAGCCUUGGCCUCUACGUUCCGUUUCAGCUCAACUGGGAUGGACUUCUGAUGCCUUCAGCUGAUACUCAGAAACCUCAGAGCCUUCUAGCACCCUCGUUGCCUCCCUCGGUUGUCCGGCGUGAGAGUGGCACUUUGCUUGUUUGCACAGGAGUCUUGGUGGCGUGUCUCUACCUGUCUCUGUCGUUCCACAGUUGCCGUGAAGAACAGGGUACUUGCCAGCCUUCGGUCUUCUUGACGCCACUCUCACGGGUUCAGGAUAGUCGUCUGCGCAACUUGCACUACAUCUUGUCCCUGGCAUCACUUUCUGCCUGGUCAUUCUUGCUACUUCGUUGGUUGCGUCACUACGGAAACCUGAAUUGCACAGGUGUGUGUGUGUUUACAGCACGCUGCUUGCUUCCUCUUGCCUCUGUCUGCAUGGGACUUCACUGGGCGGUCAGUGCAACUCCAGAGGACACCUUCAGGAACCUGGCAGAGCUCAUUAGACUGGCGCAGGUGAUCCUGCCACGUCUUGGCUUCGGUCUCCUCGGACUCGGGAUGUUGCUUUUGUGGCUGGACCCACUUACGGUCUUUCUAAAGUCACGAGCACCUUUGAACUCUCGGGGUUCCAUCGUGCCUCCACCAAGGUACCGUGCAAGCACUGGAAUCAGUACUCAGGCAGAGCUGCACCAUCUUAUACCGCAGUUAUAUCAGCGCAUACGCCAGUCGCUUGACGACGAAGGGACCGAUGGGUCCGAUCCUGAUGGAAGGCCAGCAGUAGAGGCCUACGGAUUGGGCACUGUCUACUCUGCACCCCUGGUUUUACUAUGUGGUCUGAUGGGCCUUGGGAUGCUGCUACUACACCCUGAAGGCAUGGCACUCUCCUUCUUGCUGCUGUUGUUGCAGGCUGCAGCUCUCCUUCAUCUUCAUGCUUCCUCCAGUAAUCUCUCCAGCCUGCAGAGUAACUCCAGUCUCUUUAGUGUUCCUUGGACUCCUGUGGUUCUGUGGUCUCUGGCUGCCUCACAGUUCUUCCACGCCACAGGUCACCUGCCCACCUUCUCGUCCAUCCAGUGGGGCGCUGCGUUUGUGGGUUUCCCUCAGGGACACGUGGGCACCGCCCUGCCCGCCUCGCUCAUCACCCUUAACACCUUCUCCUCACACAUCCUGUUUGCAGUCAGCUGCCCAUUGCUGCUCUUCUGGCCGUUGGUGUGUGAGCUGCGUGGGACUCGAACCAUCCGCUCGGGUGGAGGUAAAGAUGGUGAUGAGGUUGUCAUGGAGAUGAGGCUCCAAGCAAACCCUCAACAGUUUAGUUCAGCUUUACUGCAGCUCGCAGCACGUUACUUGUUUAUUAACGGAGUACAGGUUUUGGCAUCAGUUUGUGCUGCUGCUAUUCUGAGGAGACAUCUCAUGGUGUGGAAAGUGUUUGCACCCAAGCUGAUGUUUGAGUCCAGUGCAUUCAUCAUGAGCAGCGUGUCUGUGCUUGUCGGGGUCGCCCUGGUCAUGAGGGUGGACGUGGCCGUGGCUCGCUUAUUUCAGAGAAUCCUUCCAGAGAAUUCCAGGUAGUAUUGUACCACCACCUCUGUCCCUACAGUUUCAUCUGGUAUCUAUCCAUCUAUCCAUCACUAAAGACACGACACGCACACGACUGCCAGCACGAUCGACGAAAAUGGUCUCAAAAUGGCCUCCGUCUUUCAGAACUCUGGAGAAAUAGACUCCUGCUGAUAUUUUGCUCAAACAGAGACAUAACCUGAGCCAUCUGAGAAACUGCUGCCUCAGACCGAGGAGUGUUUUUUUUUUUUUUUUUUUUUAACUGGCUGAUUUACUGAAGGGCUUUUGUAUUAUGAAAAAGACACACACACACACACACACACAUUUUGAAUGUAGUAAGAACAGUUGGUCUGUAUUUAAUUUGGAUAACACCUUCGUAUAUAUAUCACCCAGAAUACUUUGCUACCUGCUGAGAGCGGUGCAGUGGGAUUCUUGCUCUCGUUUCGUCUAUACCUAAAACAUGAUGCGGCGAUGCUUUAAUCCUUUUGUGGUGUCCGGCUUUCUCGCCUCCUUGUCAAACAGAUUAGCUUUGAAAGCUUCAUCCUUUACACUGAUUACACCAUCAACGGUCUCAGCUAGUCAUCUCGCGGAUCGUAAUCCAGCUAAACUUCA